Molecule: messenger RNA, 2013 nt
Organism: Camelina sativa (false flax)
Lineage: Eukaryota; Viridiplantae; Streptophyta; Magnoliopsida; Brassicales; Brassicaceae
Product: phosphatidate cytidylyltransferase 4, chloroplastic-like
Cellular component (GO): membrane
Molecular function (GO): transferase activity, transferring phosphorus-containing groups
Source: RefSeq, a predicted model, not a curated record
GAAAGAAAAAGUAUCAAAUUGUGUGAGGGAGGGAGGACACAUCAUCUUCUCUUCUGUCUUUAUCGUCGUCUUCACAUGAAAAAUCUCAACUUAGAACGUUUAGAGGAUUUUAUUUACGUUUUCGUUAAAAAGACUUAGAAUUUUUUACACAUGCUCCUUUUGUUUUCCUCUUUUUCUACUUUUGUAAACCCAAAAGACUUUUGUUUGUUUGUUUGUUGUCUUCUCUCCACUAACUCCUUUCUUUAUCUUAGUCUCAUCUUUGUAAUGUUUUUCUUAAAACAAAUAAAUAAAUGUUACUCUGUUUACGACCAAGGAAACAGCACACUUGUGAUUUCAUAAGCACAUAAAAAAAAACACUCACUUCAUCUUUCCUCUUUUCUUUCUAUAUCAUAUGGGUUUUUAAUAUUGGGGUCACGGUGAAAGGAGCAAUGACGUCUUUUGCUGAACCGGUUUUAUCGACUUCUCUCUGUACAUGCCCUUGCCGUCGAAAACCCCUAAUUCUUCCCCUUUACACGAAAUAUUCGAGUCUACGUCUCGUCAGUGAUAAUACCAAACCAUUGUUUCGCUCAGGCCUUGCUCGAGUUUCACUUAAACGGCGUUUACUCACAGCCGUUGCUCGAGCUGAAUCAGACCAGUUUGGUGAUGAUGACAACUCAAAGGGAAUUGAUAGAAUCCAUCAUGACUUGCAAAAUGUGGAAGAUAAGCAGAAGAAAGCAAGUCAGCUUAAGAAAAGAGUGAUCUUUGGUAUUGGUAUUGGAUUACCUGUUGGAUGUGUUGUGUUAGCUGGAGGAUGGGUUUUCACAGUAGCUUUAGCAGCUUCUGUUUUUAUCGGUUCUCGUGAAUAUUUCGAGCUCGUUAGUAGUAGAGGCAUAGCUAAAGGAAUGACACCUCCUCCACGAUAUGUAUCUCGAGUUUGCUCAGUUAUAUGUGCCCUUAUGCCAUUACUUACUCUGUACUUUGGUAACAUUGAUAUAUUGGUGACAUCCGCAGCAUUUGUUGUUGCAAUAGCAUUGUUAGUACAGAGAGGUUCCCCGCGUUUUGCUCAGCUGAGUAGUACAAUGUUUGGUCUAUUUUACUGUGGUUAUCUCCCAUGUUUCUGGGUUAAGCUUCGCUGUGGUUUAGCUGCUCCUGCGCUUAACACUGGUAUCGGAAGGACAUGGCCAAUUCUUCUUGGUGGUCAAGCUCAUUGGACAGUUGGACUUGUGGCAACAUUGAUUUCUUUCAGCGGUGUAAUUGCGACAGACACUUUUGCUUUUCUCGGUGGCAAGGCUUUUGGUAGGACACCUCUUACUAGUAUCAGUCCCAAGAAGACAUGGGAAGGGACUAUUGUAGGACUUGUUGGUUGUAUAGCCAUUACCAUUAUACUCUCUAAAUCCCUCAGUUGGCCUCAAUCUCUGUUCAGCUCAAUAGCUUUUGGGUUUCUCAACUUCUUUGGGUCAGUCUUUGGUGAUCUUACUGAAUCAAUGAUCAAGCGUGAUGCAGGCGUCAAAGACUCUGGUUCACUCAUCCCAGGACAUGGUGGAAUAUUAGAUAGAGUUGAUAGUUACAUUUUCACCGGCGCGUUAGCUUAUUCAUUCAUCAAAACAUCCUUAAGGCUUUACGGAGUUUGAUUCAUCUACCGAAAACACCAUAGCUUCAGGAAACCUACAAGCAUUUCCACGGCAUGUUGUAGCUGUGAAACAAAUGGUGCAGUGUUCAGUGUUGUUGUUGCCUUCGAGAGAUCCAGAGGACUUUGUAGGAGGUGAAAGCAGAGGCUGGGUCUUUAUGUCUGAUUGCAGCCGGUAGGUUGCUUCUUGAUACGAUGUAACAACCGGUUUGCGUUUGGUUUAUGAUUGAUAGUUGACCCAAAAGGCCAGUCUUUAGGGGUGCAUAAUUUGGUAUACAAAGUUUAUUAUAUUCAUGUUUUAAACAUUUAGAUAAACCGUAAGCUUAUUAGAAACAACACUUUUUGUUCUUGUGAAAAAUGUAUAGAGUUUGACUUUAUUAAAACUACCAUAAACAUGAUUAAUAAUG